Molecule: messenger RNA, 747 nt
Organism: Jatropha curcas
Lineage: Eukaryota; Viridiplantae; Streptophyta; Magnoliopsida; Malpighiales; Euphorbiaceae
Product: forkhead box protein G1
Source: RefSeq, a predicted model, not a curated record
GACACGUGUACAGAACAAGACAAUUGACGCGAGAGUGGUUCUCCUGUCCAACAACCGAAUUCGUCAUUGUUUUUCUAUUGCCAUGUUUUUUCCUAACUAGAGUAGUUGAGAUUAGGUUAGUUCCUCUUCUCCUCCAAUUAUAUAAGAAAACCAUUUUUACAUUCUAACGAACAAGCCUUCUAAUAAUAACUUCUUAAAAAAUGUUCUCCACUCUCUUUACCUCUUUGCGCCACCGGGUUUUAAUACGGUGGCCGCUGCUACUGUAUGCUGCCAAAUGGACUGCGCUUUUGACGGCAACGGUGGCCGUGGCUUCUUUCUCGCCUGAAAUGGCAUUUGUCUCCGCGAUAUCUAUGUCGUCUUCGUUUUCGCGAGAGUGCGAAGUAGAAGGAACGGUUAGAGUUCCGGUGGAUAUGCCGGGAGAGAUUGUGUGCUUGCCUGCUCACCUGUUCGUAAGAUCUAAGAUCGAUUUGAUUGUCCCUCCAGUAUUUGCGGCAGUUGUUGUGGCUGGCUCCGCUUGGGCCAUUCGGGCCACGGGCUUGUGGGAGGACCAUGAGACCCGCUGAGAUGUGAUGUCGUUUUAACAAUGUGAAUAUUCUAUCUUAUUGUUUUUCCAAUAAGAUAAAAUCCAAAUACUUGUGGAUAUAUGAUUGAUAUAUUUUAUUUGUUUAUUUUUUCAGUUUUUAGUGUUAUAUGAUUCUAAGCAAAGAAAUCAUUAGGUAUUUUUGUAAUCAUUUUAAUUACAAUUUA